Molecule: messenger RNA, 4069 nt
Organism: Thrips palmi
Lineage: Eukaryota; Metazoa; Arthropoda; Insecta; Thysanoptera; Thripidae
Product: histone-lysine N-methyltransferase PRDM16-like
Exons: 6
Coding region: 126-2990 (954 amino acids)
Cellular component (GO): nucleus
Source: RefSeq, a predicted model, not a curated record
UGGAGCUGCGCGGCGACGCGGGCGUGUGGACGCGCCAGGCCGUGCCCAAGGGCAGCCGCUACGGGCCCUUCCAGGGCAAGUGGACGCUGGAGCCCGCCGACCUGCGCUACGCCUGGGACGUGCGGAUGGCCGGCCUGUCCAUCCGCUGCUACUGCGACGCCACGGCCGAGCGCGCCAACUGGCUCAAGUUCGUGAGGUCCUCGUCCAGGCCCGAGGCCCGCAACGCGCGCGCCUUCCUGCACGGCAGCACGAUCCUGUACGAGACGACGCAGGAUGUGCCGGCCGGCGCCGAGCUGCUGCUGGGCCCGCGGGAGCCGCUGCUGGUGGACAUGCUGAGCGACAGCGCGGUGGAGGACCGCAGCGACCGCAGCGACCGGGAGUCUGCGUCGCAGCACUCUGGCACCGGCGGCGACGACCGCGACUACAGCGAGGAGCGCGAGGACGUCGAGGACGAGGACGACAGCGACACCCACUGCGUCGAAUGCGCCAAGUCGCUGCCCGACCUCGAGAAGCUCGACGAGCACCUCGUGAGCGCGCACAGCUACCGCGCCGACCAGUUCCGCUGCGGCUCCUGCCCGAGGGCCUUCUCGUGGAGGCCCGCGCUCUACCGCCACAAGGCGCUCGCCCACCCGGACGUCCGGCCCAUCAGUCUCAGCGACCCGGAGGCGCGCCGCUACCCCUGCGAGAACUGCUCCAAGGUCUUCUCGGACCCGUCCAACCUCCAGCGCCACAUCCGCUCGCACCACGUGGGCGCGCGCUCGCACGCGUGCGCGGAGUGCGGCAAGACCUUCGCCACCUCGUCGGGGCUCAAGCAACACACGCACAUCCACUCCAGCGUCAAGCCCUUCCAGUGCGAGGUCUGCUUCAAGGCGUACACGCAGUUCUCCAACCUGUGCCGCCACAAGCGCAUGCACGCGGACUGCCGCAUGCAGAUCAAGUGCACGCAGUGCGGCCAGGCCUUCAGCACCGUCACCUCCCUCCACAAGCACAAGCGCUUCUGCGAUUCGACCGGCGCGUCCGGGACGUCUGGCUCCGCGCCGGGCGGUGGCGGCGGCGCCAUGGCGCAGCAGCAGCCCUCGCCCUUCAUGCUGUAUCCGCGCGGCGCCAUGGGCGGUGCUAUGGGCGGCGCCCUCAGCCCCUUCUACCCCGGCGGCCUGCUGGGGCCCUACUCCGGGCUGUCCUUCCCGCCGUCCGCCGGCCCUCACAGCCCCCACGGCGCCCCCUUCCUCAACUCGCAGCUGCAGAUGUUCCACCACAAGCUGCUCGAGAGGGAACGGGAACGUGAGCGGGAGCGCUCGCGCUCGCCGCCGUCGCUCAUCAAGGGCGGGCUGCCGUCGCCCAACGCCGGCAAGGAGUGGAUGACGCCGCCGCCCGCGCCGCUGCCGCCGUCCCGCGGGAUGCAGCCGCAGAGCAGCAAGGUGUCGCCGCCCGUGGCCGAGGAGGCCGCCAACAAGGAGACGCCGUCGCCGGCCCGGCCUCUGACGAGCGCGGCCAGCGCCAAGGCGUGCGCCUUCCCCGAGCCGCGCCUGCCGCGCCACAUGCUGCAGAGCGCCACGUCCGAGGACGAGGACGACGAGGAGGCCCGCGAUGAGCGCGUCGGCCGCGACCUGUCGAGGCGCAGCCGCAGCCCCCGUGACGACGAGUCCGUCGGCAAGCGAUCGCGAGGUGACGACGACCGCGACGAGGACGAGCAGGAGCAGGCCCUGGACCUCAGCGUCGGAGUCAAGCGCCGCCCGGCUGCGUCCCCGGUCUCGGCUGACGGUGGCGACGACAGGCGGCAGCGGAGUCCGCGGCCUCCGCGGCGCGCGGAGAGCACGCCGUCGCCGAAGCUGACCGCCAGCACGCCGAGGACGCCGCCCGGACCCGGCCAGCCCGACAAAGAGAUCAGCUCGACCACGGUGUCGUCGCCCACCGCAGCGAUGUCGCCGCCCUCCUCCGGCCCCGGCCACCACGUGCCCAUGGCCUACCCGCGCCCCAUCCACCCCAUCCCGCAGUCCAUCCUGGAGGCCAUGUACCGGCCCACACCCACCUUCCCCGGCUUCAGCGCGCCGGGGCCCGGCUCGGACAGGCUGCUGCACCACCCGCCCCCGUUCGGCCCACACCGCCACUUCCCGUUCCUGGGCUCUCUGGCCAACGGGCUGGCCAACGGACUGGCCAACGGUCUGGCCAACGGCAUCACCAACGGCCUGGGCGGCAACGCCAACCGGCCGCCCUACGACCUCCUCCGCUCGCCGCUGUCUGACUUCGGCUCCAGCAAGCCCUUCCAGGACGUGCUGAGCGUGGGCGGAGGCGUCCCCGGCCAGACCGCCGUGCCGACGCAGACCGGCAACAAGCUCAAGGACAGGUACUCGUGCAAGUUCUGCGGCAAGGUGUUCCCGCGCUCCGCCAACCUGACGCGCCACCUCCGCACGCACACGGGCGAGCAGCCCUACAAGUGCAAGUUCUGCGAGCGCUCCUUCAGCAUCUCGUCGAACCUGCAGCGGCACGUCCGCAACAUCCACCACAAGGAGAAGCCGUUCAAGUGCCCGCUGUGCGCGCGCUGCUUCGGCCAGCAGACCAACCUGGACCGCCACCUCAAGAAGCACGAGACGGACGACGGCUCGGUGGGGGUGGCCGACAGCCCCGGCAGCUCCAACGAGAACGAGCGCGAGGACGCGUACUUCGACGAGAUCCGCAGCUUCAUGGGCAAGGUGACGUACUCGGGCGGCAGCGUCCCGGACGGCCUUCCCCCGCACCUGUACGCCGCCACGGCGCAGGGGCUGGCCCAGGGCCUGCAGGGCCUGCAGGGCAUCCACGCCUUCGACCGAGACCGAGACCGAGACCGCGACGCCCACGACGACAAGGACGAUCGGCGGAGCCCGCAGCACUCGCCGCUCGCCAUGGUCGUGCAGAAGGCCCUGGCCUACGAGGGGCUCAGCAGCCUGGGCAAGGCGGAGCUCGCUCUCAACAACAACAACGCCGAGCAAGAGGGCCUGCAGAUGUCCACCUAGCUCACCACAAUUGUGAUAUAACAUUCUGAUUUUCUCUGGACAAUUUUUGCACCCGUCUAGGCUAACAACAACCCACUCUCCCUCCCUCCCCCACCCCCUCUCAGUAUAUCCGUCUGUCUCUUUCUCUUUUCAUAUGCCAUUCUCAUUCUUCUUCUUCUCCUUAACCGCAUGUCUUUUGAUGUCACCGCAUUGCAGCCUUUGAGUGAACACUUCCCAGCCCCUUCUUUCUUUCAGUUUGUCAAUAGAUAAUAAUGUUGUUACUGUUGUUGUUACAAGUUUUCUGUGUAAUUUUUAGAGGGCAAUAAUGCUAUUUAUAUCAUAAAAUUUUAUGUUACCUUUUUGUAAAGAUAAACUAUUGUUAAGAGCGACUUAGUAGAAUGUUUUAGUCAUUCACACUUAUAUAUUCAUUGCUAUCUAUUGAAAUGCAUUUUUUUCUGUGUUACUGUCAAAAAGCACUAUCAGUACGCAAUUUUAAACAAUGUAGUCUUCUGUGUAAGUGUUAUGAGAUCUAUUUCUUUGUCACUCAAAUUCAAAUAUACCAAAGAUUAUUUGCUAAGAAAUGUUAUUGAAGAAGUACUCUGUCUCUAAACAGCCCUGCUUAGAGCAGUUGCAGUAUUGGUUAAACGAAAAAAAAAAGCACAGAGAGUGUGAGGUGGUUUCCCAACUACCAUACAAUUUUCUUCAUCAAUUAGAAUUUUAUUCUGAAAAUACUCCUGAAUAAAUGCACCUCAAUUUUAGGAAUACUCAAUUAAGCGUUGAGUUUAGACCGCAGAUGCACUUGCAUGGUGAAGAUUGAAGACAGGACUACUGUGCCUCUUUUCAUGAUAAUAUUAAUACAUACAAAAAAGCCUCGUACAAAACAGUCAUCAGUACUAGUUUCCUGUAAAAUUCACAAAUCAGGCUGUAUAUAUGCAAAUUAUUGUAAAUGUUUGUGUUGUUUUCUAUGUAAUAGUUACUUGAAUUGAUUUAUAAAUAUAUACAAACAUAUAUCAUGUUUAAUGUGUUUGAACACAACCACGGAGCAGACUUGAUGAGUUGGUUGUAUCUGUGACAAAAGGAGUAUUAAAAUUUAUUCUACA